Messenger RNA from Mauremys reevesii (Reeves's turtle), 7052 nucleotides. RefSeq names its product up-regulator of cell proliferation-like. Bases 1399 to 4752 code for a protein of 1117 amino acids. Gene Ontology annotation, molecular function: GTP binding. The transcript has 5 exons. The record is from RefSeq and is a predicted model, not a curated record. Lineage: Eukaryota; Metazoa; Chordata; Testudines; Geoemydidae.
AUGAAUAAAAAAAGGCUCAGAGCCAGGCCCCCUCCAAAAGCAUUUUACUUUCAGUUUCUAUGACUAUUUAUAUAGCGUAAGUCCAACACAGUCCAGUGGGAGUUUAUCAGGAGCUGUGUUUGCUGUUGAUUCUGCUAGAGAGCUGGAGGAUCUUUAAAUAUGGGGGGUCGAGCCUCCGUUGAAAUCUCAGAAGAGGGACCUGAGAAUCAAGAAGAUCCAGUGUCUUCUGCAAAAGCAAAUGCUGCAGAUGGUGUAAAUCAGGGGCAGGAAUCAAAGACACCACAAGCCCCAAGGUUGGGAGUGAAAGUUGGUGUAAAUCAGGAGCAGAAACAAGAGACUCAACGAGCCCCAGAACCAGGGAAGAAGGUUUAACUCUGGAGCAGGAAUCAGCAACUCAGCAAGAUUCAGAGCCAAGGGAGAGAGACUUUCCUACAGACACUGUCCAGUUUGGCCGAUGUACAUAGCAGAGGGGCAUUGCUGGCAUAUGAUGGCAUAUAUUACAUUGGUAUAUACAGUCCACUUUUUCUGAGACUCUGCCUCCAGAUAAUCAAACAAAAAACAACACUGACCCCAGCAUAACAACUGGAGUUUAUUGGAGCCAAACUAGAUGCGAUAGAGGCCAGAGCCUUCCUCCCAGUUCACAGAUUUUUCCGCAGUAAUUAGUCUAAUCUCCACUGUGAAGAUCAACCCAUAGAUCUCUGCCAGAAUUUGCCUACAGUUGCUUGGUCUUAUGGCAGUGACCAUGUUCAAGAGAAAACAUCCCAGAUUACAUAUGUGCUGCCUCCAGAAUGGCUACACACAAUGUACGUACCCCACAGACACAGCCUGAAUAAACUUCUCUCACUAUCACUCAAAGUCAAGGAGUCAUUAGACUGGUGGACACAAUCCCAGAAUGUCUGCAUCAGAGAUCUCUUCCUUCAACCACCACCAUAUUUGAUACUGAAGACCAACACUUCCCUACUCAGUUGACUGCACAACGUUGAUUUUGGCAAGGUUACUGAGAGCAGUAUGUGACCAUACAGGGAGACAAAAAGCCCUUCAGUACACCGAGUCAAAGUUAAAAAUGCAGAAAUACAGAAGCAGGAAACUAAAGCUGAGAGAUGUCCUGGAAAUCACCCCAGAAAGUGUAAAGAACUGGACUCCCCAGAGAACAGAUGAUUUACCGUGGCAUUUCCUGAGGAAGCUCAUGGCUCUGGAUGCAAUGGCCAGAAGCACAAAGCUUGAGCACAGGGCACUUGGUGAUCAAACUCUAAUUAUGGACAAAGAGGAGCUGGGUAUUCAUGAACAUUUUUUUUUCUCAGUGACACAGAAACCAGUGAUUGUCUGAACCCCCUCGAUGUUCUCUGUGCCGUGCUGCUUUGCUCAGACAGUUUCCUGCAGCAGGAGAUCCUGUCCAAAAUGUCCUUGUGCCAGUUUGCCCUCCCUCUGCUGCUACCCGCCCUCGACACCCCCAAGUGCACCCUAAUGCUGUGGGCCAUGAGGGACAUUGUGAGGAAGUGGAGGCCACACUCCCUGACACAGAGCAGGGGGUUCAGAGAGGAGAGCCUGGUUCUCACAGCAAUGCCAACCAUUUCCUUUGUGCGGCUGGGGAGCUGCAGCUUCUCCAAGUCCAAACUCCUCAAUGAGGUUCUCAGCCCCUCCCAGCAGCACCACGAUUUCUUUAUCCAUCAGGACAUGGAGUCUGGGAACGUCCCUCGGGAAAUCGCAGACGGGCUGGUCGAGAUUUCCUGGUAUUUCCCUGGAGGGAUGGAGAAUUCAGAUCUUUUCCCAGAACCCGUUGCGGUUACAAACCUGCGCGGAGACAUUGAGUCACAUUGGCUGCAGUUCAGCUUUUUAACACAGGUCUCCUCAGCAGUGUUCAUAGUUACUGAGAGCAUCAACGAGAGACAAUAUGCACUGUUAUCAUCUCUGCAGGGAUCAGCCACUAAAUACUACUUCAUCUUUAAUAAUCAGGCCGCGACAUCCAAGGAAACACACAGAUUCCUGAAAAAGUUGGCCCCAGGGCUGAAACUGAACAACUCACAUGUGCUGCAGAAAGGAAGUGCCACAAAUCAGGCGGCAUAUGUAAAAGCUCUGCAGUCUGCAAUAGCAGCUAUAAUGAAGUCUUCUCCCAAGAGAGCGAGUAUAGAAGCCAUGGCUGAGACAGCACAUCAAUUAGGCAUCCAGGUAGAUGAGGAAAAUAAGAAAUGUCAGUGUGCUAGUGAAUAUGCAAAGGAAAUCACUGUACACAUAAAAGAUGUGGCAAAGUACAAGAGGGAAAAGCUGAGACUCCAGGGGGAGACAUGGAAAAACUUGGCUGAAGUGGAAAAAGAGCUGUGCCAAAUGAGAAAUCAAGGAAACAUCCCUCUUGAGAAAUACAAGUCUCAACUGAAAGAGAAAUUAAUAGAGUUACGUGUCCAGCAGCAUGAACAUGACCUGACUGGUGAUUUGACUACAUUUAUUACUGGACUAGGCCAACUGUCUCUCCAGGAGAAACAUUACUUCCUGAAAUGGAUGAAGUUUCACCUGGAUCACAUUGCUCGGGAGAAUCUUUCUAAACUACGGGAUCAAUAUAAAGAGAAAUGCAAAAACUCAAAAGAUGACCCCAAAAUGUUUGCAGAGUUAGACAAAUUAAUCUCUGCCAGUUCCUUAGGAGUGGAGCAUUUCAUGCGUGAGUUGGGGCAGUUCUAUGAGGCUGAACACAUAAUGGUGAAGGAAGGUAAAAUGGCAGAAAGCCAAAGACAAUUCAUCCAUCUCCCAAGCAUAGCAGCUGACCUGAUGCUGGAAGGGUUUCCCAUGGAGCUGAUUGAUGGAGAUGCAUCCAACAUCCCACUGCAGUGGGUGACAGAUGUUCUGACCCAGCUCCAUGCCAAGCUGGGGGGAAGGUCCAGAAUGCUGGUUCUAACGGUGCUGGGAGUGCAGAGCACUGGGAAAUCCACCCUCCUCAACACCAUGUUCGGCCUGCAGUUUGCAGUGAGCAGUGGCCGAUGUACGCGAGGAGCCUUCAUGACACUCAUUAAAGUGGCAGAGAACUUUCAGCAGGAGCUGGGCUGUGAUUUCAUCCUGGUGAUAGACACAGAAGGCUUGAAAGCCCCUGAACUGGCCAAGCUGGAGGAUAGUUAUGAACACGACAAUGAGCUGGCCACACUGGUGGUUGGACUGAGUGACAUAACCAUCGUUAACAUGGCCAUGGAGAACGCCACCGAAAUGAAGGAUGUUCUGCAAAUUGUGGUCCAUGCAUUUCUCAGAAUGGAGGAAAUAGGGCAAAAAGCCAACUGCCAGUUUGUGCAUCAGAAUGUCAGUGAUGUGUCUGCUCAUGAACAAAACAUGAGGGACAGGAAACACCUCCUGGAGCAGCUGAAUGAAAUGACUAAAGCUGCAGCAAACAUGGAAAAGAAAGGCAGGGAGAUGACAUUUUCUGAUAUUAUGGAUUAUGAUCUGGAAAAACACAAUUGGUACAUUCCUGGUCUGUGGCAUGGAGUCCCCCCCAUGGCUCCCGUGAAUGUGGGAUACAGUGAAAAAGUUUAUGAAUUAAAGAAAUAUUUGUUUGAAUUUCUGAAAGGCUGUUUACAAAACAGAUCCCCCAAGGACAUUCCCCAAUUUCUUGAAUGGAUGAGGAGCUUGUGGAAUGCUGUAAAACAUGAGAACUUCAUUUUCAGCUUUAGAAACAGCCUCGUUGCUGAAGCCUAUAACCAGCUCUCUGUGAAUUACACAGAGUGGGAAUGGGGUUUCCGCAAGAUGAUGCACCUCUGGGUAUCUGAAAAGGAAACGUUCAUCCAACAUCAGCCUCCUGAUAUACUAGACACCAAUGUUUUAACCAAACUAAAGAAUGAGGCACAGGUAAAACUGAGACAAGUAGAAGAGAAGAUUUUGGAUCAUUUAAAACAAUAUUUUGAAAGUGGAGUAGCAAAUCUGCACCUGAUAGAAAAGUACAAAGAAGAUUUUAGGAGAAGUGCAAAUGGUCUGAAGAAUGAACUGGAGAGUUAUUCAUUCAGCAAGUUAGAAGAAGCGAUUGAAAUUAGAAAAGGUCAACAUAAAACAGAUGCUAUCCUGUCAGUGUACAAGAGAAAAAUUAAAGAGAAAGUUGACAGGCUUCUGAACCAUUGCAGAAAAAGCAAGUGCAAACUAAAUAAUGAUGAACUGGAGAGAGAAUUUGAAACCAUGUGGACAGAAACAUUGAGAGAAUUAUCACUCAUUCCUCUACUGAAACGCAACAUAGAUGAAGAAAUGGAGUUCCAUCUGAGAAGAGACCUAGAGACUAAGGGAAGUGCUGUAUGGCAGAUGUUACAGGAUGCCAAAAGCUUACCUACUUAUACAACACAAAAUUUCAAAAUGAAAAAUGAAUACUUAGACUUAAACCUGUUCAAAGGUUCCAAAAUAAGAUUGACAGGUUUGAAAGAAUACUUUACACAGGAAUGCUGGCAUAAAACAGAGGCACUUGCUAAAUCCUUAAUAGAUGAGUGCAAUAGUUACACUGAAAAAAAGGUAAAUUGCAAAGCAGAUUACAAUGAAACUUAUUGCAGAGAGUUGUUGCGGAUGAUUAACGAGCAGCUUCAGCUGGUGAAUGUUCAAAACCUUCACACCAGCGCUUGCUUUGAAGUUGACCUGAAGCUUCAUAUUUUGGGGGAUGCAGCUCGUGCAUUUCAGAAGAUGCAUGAAGAAUUCUUUAAAGAAAAUGAUCCUCUGCAGCAUCUGGGGAAACUGAAACCUCAGUAUCUCUCCAUGUUCAUAGCUCUGUACUUAGAGAAGGAUGAGUGUCAAGACAGGGCCUGAAAUUUCUGUGAUCAGUGUCUCAGACCUGCCCUGGUGGACUAUGUGAACAAGAGACUUGGGCCAGAAAUCGUGGAUGACAUUCUCGGCAAUGAACGGUCUAUUGAGUUAAUAUUUUCCAGACUGCUGCAUCCAGCCAGAUCCCAGCAUCACGGCUUCCGAUGACUGGAAGUUUGUUUUCAAGGAAUUCAAUGACCAGUUUGCUAAGGAGUUUCAUACUCUCCCUGCCAAUCUCCCUGACGACUGGUAUAAAAUAACCAAAGAGCAAGCACUGGAGAGCCUAAAGAAAGCCUUUAUACUGAAGUAAAAAACAGGCUGAGAAUCUCUGUUGUGAGCAGAAAGUUACAGAAGUUAAUUUUCUUUAAAUGUGGCAUGUGAGAAAAAUCCCAUAUCUUCUAAAUAUGUAACAUUGUUUCUCUUAUAUCAUCAGACACAGGUUACAGCCUCCAAACAGAAGAAUGCUUUUUUCACAUUUCACAGCCCAUAGCAAGGUAUGAGAAAAUUAAAGGUGAGGGAAAGACCCACAUGUGGAGUUUCUGCAUCUUUGUCUAAAGGACCAAAUGAACAAACUCCCAAAUUUGUCCUCACCACUGCAUUUUACUGGUGCAGUGGUACCAUGUAGUGCUCUGCAAGCCCCCAAAGAGCCCCCUGAAUACCGACCAUGCACUUCUGCUAUUUAAAGCCUCAAUAACCUGCACUUUUGCAGCUAAUUUGACACCAAACUGCCUGGCCCUGAUGCUCACCUUCCCUGGGGAAACACAUGGGAGGGAAAAACACUUCAGAAACACCAAUGAGGGAGGUUUGCAGCGUAAAGUAAUAGGGAAGGGAGGGAUGCAGGCAGCAAACCCAACAGCCCCUGAUGAUUCAAAGGGAAUCCCCACAAGCCCAUCCCAUCCCUGAGAAUUGUCUUUCCAUCUGCCCUGCGCUCUGCUCCACACACCCCUCUCAGCCAGGGCAGUAAGGCUGAUGGUGCUAUUGGCUACUCCCCCUGUGAUUGCCGGCCACCCUCUGCAUGGGGGGUGCUGUGGGGAUGGGUGAAGAAGGGAAGUGGUGGAUGCUGCUCUGUCCAAGAGAUAAAAAAAAGGAUAUAAAUGUCACUUUUUGGCCAGGCAUGCAGCGCACUUACACUCAGCUUGGUGCCAUGUCUCUGUUUGUCUCUCUGUCUGUAAUGGGAUAAUUUUUCAAUGCCUCAUCUGAUCAAUUCCAAAAUUUCAGGCUGUGCCCUGGGCACCAAUGGCCAGAACCCUUUUAAUUUCAGGGGAAAUCAGUAAACCAGAAUGGGGAAAAUGGGGGACACAUGAAGUCCCUGGCAGCUGUUUAGCACAGCCACAUCUUCAAGCACCUCUGCAGUUGUCUAUAGAUCAAAGAACUCGCUGAUGGCUGGAUUAAUGCCUCCAGCAUAACAACACCCCCAGCUCAGCUCUGCCCACCCUCCCAGUAGAGUGUAAGAUGUUGUCCAAUGACUGAUCUCCCAGAAAAAAAACAAUUUGGAGGAAAGAUGGAAGAGGGAAUGGGGAUGUAUAGAUGGGGGAAUAGGGGCAUGCACACAGCCCAUGGCAUGGGGGCAGAGUUUGGGACCCUGGUGUGAAGGGCUCACAUAACUCCUGGUGGCAGAUGUGAGACUGACAAACCAGCUCAGGCCAGAGCCAUGGGCCCAUUCACCUGUGUGUGAAUAUUAAAGGAGUUAAAUGUAUUAGUAUAUACUCUGGCUAAUUCACUUGUGUGUUAAUAGAGAUCAAAGGAGAUGUUAACUGUAUUGUUUUUGCCUAACUAUAUCUUGAUGUUUACCAUUACACUACAUUUAUAUUGUGCAUGCCUGGUAACUAAAUAGACCAAAGCGUUUGUUAAUCGAAGUGUGUAUUCAGAUGUUAGAACUUCAUGAAACUAAUGGAAUGUUACUUAUAUUGUUUUCAUUUAUCUAUUCUUAUUAUAAUGUAAAGGCAGGCAGUUAUAGUAUGUCUAAGGUUGUAAUUAAAUAACUCAUUGAAUGCAAAUGAAGAGUGCUAAAUUCAGAGCAAUUGACCAUUGUGUGAAUAAGAACACUGCUGAUAUGUGGAGAAGAAGCUAUAAGUGCUGAUUCAAAGGAAGAUCCUUUAUCUCUGGACUGUUUGGAUUCUAAGAGGGUGGAAUAACUAAACGAGAAGACAGAGAUCCCCAGUGUUAUUCUGGGUGGCCCUGAAGUGGCAGAUCACUACGACUCUGUUAACCUUUUGGGUUUACAAACUUUGACUCACCUGUUAAUGUAUUUUACCUGCUUUAACCUCUCAAUAACACCCAUUUCUUUUCUCCACUAAUAAACCUAC